GGCCGCUCAAUAACCCCGAUUCUGAUUACGAGAUAUCAGGACAACAACAAGACCUCAUCUGACGCGCACACCGACUCUCGUUUCGUGACAACUCGAUCUUCCACUCCGUCCCACCGCCCAGCAGGAGCAACACCCACCAGCGCAUACCGGGCCUCGAGCCCAAACACUACUUCACUCAUGGCUUCAGCAGUUUUCUUCCUCGACCUGAAGGGCAAGACCCUUCUGGCUCGAAAUUAUCGCGGAGACAUUCCUAUGAGCGCAGUCGAGAAGUUCCCUAUCCUGUUGUCAGAAGCCGAAGAGGAAUCAUCCAGCGUCCCGCCCUGCUUCUCCGACGAAGGCAUAAACUACCUCUACAUUCGGCACAACAAUUUAUACCUUCUCGCUUUGACGAAAAAGAACAGCAAUGCGGCCGAAAUUCUUCUCUUCCUCCACCGCAUCGUGGAAGUGUUCACCGAGUACUUCAAGGAGCUGGAGGAGGAAUCGAUCAGGGACAACUUUGUGGUCAUCUACGAGUUGCUGGAUGAGAUGAUGGACUUUGGAUAUCCUCAAACGACAGAAAGCAAGAUUUUGCAAGAGUACAUCACACAAGAGUCACAUAAGCUGGAAGUGGCCAGACCGCCCAUUGCAGUCACGAACGCUGUUUCGUGGAGAAGUGAAGGCAUUCGAUACCGGAAGAACGAGGUAUUUCUGGAUGUCGUGGAGUCGCUCAAUCUGCUUGUCAGCAGUACAGGCAAUGUUCUGAGGUCGGAGAUUCUGGGAGCGAUCAAGAUGAAAUGUUACCUUUCUGGUAUGCCGGAGUUGCGAUUGGGGUUGAACGACAAAGCCAUGUUUGAGACAACAGGAAGAGCAACGAGAGGAAAGGCUGUAGAAAUGGAAGAUGUCAAGUUCCAUCAGUGCGUGCGGUUAUCGAGAUUUGAGAACGACAGGACAAUAUCAUUCAUUCCGCCGGACGGAGAGUUCGAACUCAUGUCGUACCGACUGAACACGCAGGUGAAGCCGCUUAUCUGGGUGGAGUGUAUUGUGGAGAGUCACUCCGGGAGCAGAAUAGAAUAUAUGCUGAAGGCUAAAGCACAAUUCAAACGCCGGUCAACAGCUAAUAACGUUGAGAUCUCGAUACCCGUGCCCGAAGAUGCUGAUACGCCUCGCUUCCGAACCAACAUCGGUUCUGUUCACUACGCGCCGGAGACGUCUUCCAUUGUCUGGAAGAUCAAGCAGUUUGGUGGUGGCAAAGAAUUUCUCAUGCGUGCCGAGCUCGGUCUGCCUUCUGUCAAGGGUGAUGAGGAGCGUGGUGGUGGUAUGAUGGGAGGCUUCGGAGGUAGCAUGGGAGGUGUUGGAGGCGGCGGCAAAGGCAAACGGCCAAUUGGGGUCAAGUUCGAGAUCCCAUACUUCACCACCUCGGGGAUACAAGUGCGAUAUCUUAAGAUUAUCGAGCCAAAGCUGCAAUACCCAUCUCUGCCCUGGGUUCGAUACAUCACUCAAUCGGGCGAUAUUGCCGUCCGGCUGCCAGAUGUGCAAUGAGUCUAAAAGUGGUUUGGAAGAACAUAGCGAAGGCGUUCCGGCAGUAUUGCGGUCAUGAUAUGCCAGAGCAGAGCAGAGCAGGUAGCUACGACUAGGCCUAUGAAGAAGAGCACUCUUCGAAUACAUUACACUGUUGCGAUGUGCAUACGAACGGCACAUGUUCUUUCCGUACUUUCGCCAUGAUACUGGAACACUCUCGUGCGAUCGUCCCCAAUUCUGCUGCGAGAUGAUUCACCUCAGUGGUAGCCCC
Molecule: messenger RNA, 1768 nt
Organism: Cercospora beticola
Lineage: Eukaryota; Fungi; Ascomycota; Dothideomycetes; Mycosphaerellales; Mycosphaerellaceae
Gene: APM1
Product: Apm1p
Biological process (GO): vesicle-mediated transport; intracellular protein transport
Cellular component (GO): clathrin-coated vesicle; clathrin adaptor complex
Molecular function (GO): clathrin-cargo adaptor activity
Source: RefSeq, a predicted model, not a curated record